AUGGACGGCCUCUCGGCAGCAUCCAGUAUUGCUGGUGUCAUUCAAGUGGCUGGAGCUAUUUCCAAACUAUGUGGAGGUUACGUUCAAGACGUAAAGGAUGCCACGGCCGACAUCAUCGCACUGCAACAAACGAUUCAGGGUCUCGUCGAUGUUCUUGAGCAGCUUUUGGCGUUCCUUGAUAAUCCCAAUUCAAGGUUUCGUACAAAAGUGUUGAAAGAUGAUGUCCGCGGUUGUCUUUUGGCACUAGAAGCCCUUGAAGGAAAGAUUGAUCCGGGAAAGGGCAAAAGAGCGAUGAGAAAGCUAGGGUUUCGAGCUCUAAAAUGGCCAUUGAAGCGUUCAGAAGUCGAAAAAUUGAUGGGUGAUAUUGAGGGAUAUAAGUCGUUAUUUUCUUUGUCGCUGCAGACCAAUCAAAUAGCAAUCAUUGCCAAUGUAGCUGGAACAACCAGCUUGAUUAAUAAGAAUAUGGAUCUAAAAAAGCUGCCAAUCGCUCAUGGGGCUGAAUUUGAUAUGGAUCAGCACGAAGAGGAAUGUCUUGAAGGGACCGGGACAGACCUCCAACAACAAAUAGCAGCAUGGGCAGCAUCACCAACAGGCUAUUGGAUCUUCUGGUUGAACACAAUGGCUGGAACGGGAAAAUCGACCAUAUCCCGCACAGUAGCCCGGUCUUUCAAACAGAAUAUGCAGCUGGGCGGAAGCUUCUUCUUCAAGAGAGGUGAGGGGGACCGAGGAACUGCGAUGAAGCUAUUUACGACCUUGGCGCAACAAAUCAUGAAUGCGGUUCCUGAAUUGGUUCCUAUGAUUCGAAAAGCUGUCCGGGAUGACCCUUUUAUUGCGAAAAGAGGACUCAGACAACAAUUCAACAAGCUUCUCCUUGAACCAUUGCUUGAAUUGAAAAGCUCAAGUACACGGCGAAUUUUGGUGAUUGUGAUUGAUGCCCUAGACGAGUGUCAAUCGGAUCAAGAUAUACGGGUAAUUCUUCAAUUGAUACCACAGUUUCAAGAGCUGGAAACGGUGCAAAUUCGAGUAUUUUUGACGAGUAGGCCGGAGAUGACAAAUCGUCUUGAAUUUUUCAAAAGGGUCAAUAUAGACUACAUGUAUGGUCUUGUCAGUGAGAUACCGGAAGACGUGACUGCACACGACAUAUUAUUGUUUCUGAAGCAUCGACUAGCUCAAAUUGGGAAGGAGCGCUCAUUAUCUGUUGGCUGGCCUGGAGAAAUCAAAACACAACAGCUUUUGAAAGUAUCUGGUCCGCUGUUCAUAUUCGCCGCUACCAUAUGUCGUAUAAUCAGUGAUCCUCAACGGGACCCCACAGACAGCCUCGAAAAUAUUCUUACUUGUCAAGGAAAGAGCGGUAGCCUUGACGGAACGUACCUCCCUGUGUUCAGUCGACUUCUUCUGGAUCAGAAUGGGAAACAAAAGAAGCAAAUUACACGGGAGUUUCAGGAUAUAGUCGGCACAAUCAUCAUCCUUGAAAGUCCUCUUUCUGUUAUCUCGAUAUCUGCGCUUCUUGGCAUGUCCGAACAUGUCAUCAAGCUGAGAUUACGUUCAUUAAAUUCUGUGCUGAGCAUCCCACAAGAUGAAAUCAUGCCGAUCAGACUUUUCCACACAUCGUUCAGAGAUUUUCUCCUUGAUCCGCAAACGUGCGAGAAGACUUCAUUUGCGAUAGACGGCAAGCUUUCGCACUCAAAAUUGGCGAUAAGAUGUCUUUCACUCUGUUCAAGUUUGCAAAAGAACAUUUGUGGGCUUGAGCAUGAUGGAACUCAAAGAUCUGAGAUUGACCCUUCACGUAUCAGCCACUGUUUUCCUCCCGAAGUUCAGUACUCGUGUCGGUUUUGGGCCUACCAUUUCACACAGGGUGAUGACCCAGAGACAUUAGAUAAUGUUUUCGCCUUCUUGCAGACACAUUUCCUCCACUGGAUGGAAGCAAUGGGAAUCAUGGGUCUUGCAUACGAAGUGGUAGGGAUUAUUGACCUUCUGUACUCCUGGGUGGAUAACCAUAUGUCCCGUGAGAUUUCUGGGUAUCUACGGGAUGCCAGACAAUUUGCAUUAAGGAAUACUGUCAUAGCAGAUGAAGCCCCUCUCCAGCUUUAUUCCUCGGGUCUGCUCUUUGCUCCGGAAAACUCGAUUAUACGAAAUGUCUUCACUAAGUACCUUCCUACAUGGAUUUCCAAGGUCCCAGACGUCGAAGCAAAUUGGAGAGCAGACGUUCAGUCUUUCGAUGACUUCUCAGGGCUGAUAUUUCCAAUAUCCUUCUCCCCGGAUAGUCAGACUUUAGCAUAUGGUGCUCAUGAUGGCAGUAUCAAGCUCUGGGACGUCAUGACGGGAGUCCUGAAACAGUCUUUAGAGCAACAUCCAGAGGAAUCAAAAAACCCUUCGAGGAUUGCCUUUUCGCCAAAUGGCCGAUUCCUCGCUUCUACCGUUUUUAAUGGUCGCACUAUUAAGCUUUGGGAUCCUGCCACAGGUGAAUUGAAGCAAGCGCUUAGCCAUUCACGGUGCUCCCCUUGUCUUCCGAUUUUCUCUCCUGACGGCCGCUUCUUGGCUUCCCCUUCCAGUAACCGUGAUUGCCCCACAAUUUUCCUGUGGAACUUGGUCGAAGAUUGCUUUGAGGAAGAAGCAGUCAACGGGCUAGGAGAUGCUUAUUGUGUAGCAUUCUCCCCUGAUAGCCAGCUUUUAGCGUUUGCUUCAGAUGAUGGCUUGGUGAAGUUGUGGGACAUUUCUUCCGGCACUCUUCGGCAGACCUUGGAAUGCCACACAAAGCAAAUAACACGUCUCUCAUUUUCUCACAAUGGCCAGUUUCUUGGGAUUAUGUGCAAGAAAUACAGAUUCAUAAUCUGGAAUAUCGAGACCGGCGCUGAGAAGAUUCUUCCGGGUCAGAUAUUUGCCGGAAUAUUCUCACCCACCGAGAAGAUUCUCAUGACUGUGUCAGAUAAGUUUUUACUAUCCUCCUGGGAUCUUGACACAGGCCUUCCAAUGAAGGAAUUUCAAGGCAAAUAUUGCAAUUAUGAUCAAGUAUUUUCUCCUGAUGGCAAGUUCUUGGCCCUUGCGCAGGACCAAUCGCAUGUCAUGAUGUUGGACAUGUCCACGGGUAUUCCGCAUGCCCCUUUUGGUGCACACGCUGAUAGCGUGUUAUCUAUGGCUUUCUCCCCCAACGCCCAAUUUUUGGCGUCUGCCUCAGGGGACAAGAUAGUUAAAAUCUGGCAUGUUGGUGCAGGUAUACCGAAGCCAGAACAAGUUCCUGAAGCUCAUUCAAACAGAGUUUCUUUAUUAAGCUUUUCUUCUGGCGGUGAGACAUUGAUAAGUUACUCGGACGACGGGACAGCGGCGCUGUGGUGCCCGAAGGUAGGCAGUUUGUUCCAAAAGCAACCACUCGGAAGCUCUCCUGGGAGUUCUCCUGGACGAUACAUCGCGUUAGCACCCAGCGGCAAAGUUCUCGUUUCUAUUUCAGUCAACAAAGAAAUCAAACUGUGGAGAAUAUCUAAGUUCACAAUUGAGUCUAUUCCGAGCUUCCAGGGCCUGGAAUCCGCAGAUGAGCCGCGUGAGACUCGUGGGGUGAUAUUCUCUCCCUGUAGCCGCACUUUAGCCUCCCUUUCGGGGAACACUAUUCAGCUUUGGGAUGCAGACACCGCGACGGGCUCUCUCAGCCUAAAACAUACUCUAGAUGGGCAUUCAGAUCAUGUUUGGGAUACUCUAUCAUUUUCACCAAACAGCCAACUCCUAGCAACUUCUUCAAAAGAUAAAACGGUCAAGCUUUGGAACACCACAACUGGCUCUUUGGAGGAAACAUUUCAAUGCCAUCCGAUGGAUGUGUUCGAUGUGAAGUUCUCUCCCAACGGUCGAUUUAUUGCUUGCACCUUGACCGGUGAGCGUAGACGGGAUCUCUCUCUCCUGGAUAUUGCUACCGGGGACCAAAAACAGACCUGGCGAUCUGUGGGAUACACCCGCAAUUUAACAUUCUCUCGAGAUGGCUCAUAUUUGAACACAGAUUUUGGGUCCCUGGACAUCCAGCCUGAGUAUUGGGACACUCCCAUUUCCCCGAAGACGGAUAUGGAGAUUUCUAUCUCAAAGUCACACUGGGUGACCUUUAACAGCCGAAAGACAUUAUGGCUGCCUCCCGAGUACCGACCCAGUUGCUUCGCGAUCCAUGGCAAUAUUCUUGUACUCGGGUAUGAAUCAGGAAGGGUUUUGUUUCUAAACUUAUGUUCUUAA
This is a messenger RNA of Penicillium vulpinum, 4206 nucleotides long. Its product is annotated as WD40 repeat domain-containing protein. NCBI's taxonomy places the organism in Eukaryota, Fungi, Ascomycota, Eurotiomycetes, Eurotiales, Aspergillaceae. Gene Ontology annotation, biological process: negative regulation of transcription by RNA polymerase II. The transcript is spliced from 3 exons. Gene Ontology annotation, molecular function: protein binding. The coding region runs from base 1 to 4206 and encodes 1401 amino acids. The record is from RefSeq and is a predicted model, not a curated record. Gene Ontology annotation, cellular component: transcription repressor complex; nucleus.